Zerene cesonia (dogface butterfly) is the source of this 524-nucleotide messenger RNA. RefSeq names its product probable salivary secreted peptide. Bases 93 to 425 code for a protein of 110 amino acids. Lineage: Eukaryota; Metazoa; Arthropoda; Insecta; Lepidoptera; Pieridae. The transcript is spliced from 2 exons. The record is from RefSeq and is a predicted model, not a curated record.
UCAAUAUUUAAGAAAUAAUCCAAGUCAGUUAGCUGGCGUACGCGAACGAGCUCACACAGUUACAUAAAUUAUACAUCUAUUAAGUAAUCAAAAUGAAAUUCGCAUCGAUUCUGUUCAUAGUUCUGGUGUCGUGUAUAUGCGCCAGUUAUUGUAAAGAUCUGAUAGUGGGAACCAGCUUCAAUCAUAGAUUAGUGUGGCAAGAAAAGGCUGAGUACAAUGCUAUACCAUUGAAGAAGAGGGUUAAGGAGGUAUUCUUCUCGGAUCCAGGACAACAGAUCAUUAAGGGUAUUAUCGCUCGGGACUUGGAUCACACAGAGGCAGUGGCUACUAUAACUGCGGGAGGCGUUGGACAAUCUUACGCCAACAUCAGGUUAAAGAGUGAACGUGGAUCUGGUCUUAACUAUCAAAUCGAAAUAUAUGUCUAAAUUAUGAAAUAAACCAAUUAUAUCGAGUAUAUGUAAUUUCUCUUAGGUAGUUACCUACUGAAUCGGCACAUGAUAAUUUACUGUUUUUCAAUUCAGCAA